This is a messenger RNA of Rhincodon typus (whale shark), 1983 nucleotides long. RefSeq lists its product as uncharacterized. Bases 121 to 1398 code for a protein of 425 amino acids. Gene Ontology annotation, cellular component: nucleus. Gene Ontology annotation, molecular function: mRNA binding. The transcript is spliced from 5 exons. The record is from RefSeq and is a predicted model, not a curated record. Gene Ontology annotation, biological process: regulation of RNA splicing. NCBI's taxonomy places the organism in Eukaryota, Metazoa, Chordata, Chondrichthyes, Orectolobiformes, Rhincodontidae.
CAAAAAGAACCAUGUCCAGAGAAACAGACAACAUCACAUGUAAACUUGCCUCACAGUGGGUAUUCAAAAGUUGCUAUUGGAAAACUUGGUGCUAAAUUUGGAAAAGUUCAGAAUUACCCCAUGAUGAGGCCUGUGAACCAGGAUGCGAAGGAAGAGCCUGGACAAGUUGUUUACAUCGCUGACAUGGUACCAGGCAAAUGCACAAAAAAUGAUUUAAUCCACCUUGCAGAGCUUUUUGGGAAGAUUAAUAACACCUUUCUGAUCAAAGCGAAGGGUGAGGGAUUUGUGGAGAUGUCCCAAAGUGCAGAAGCUCAAGCCAUGGUGAAGUUUUACCAAACAAAACCACCUGUUAUUCAAGGCAACAUCAUCAGAGUGGAAAUGUGCCAGAAAUACAAGAAGCUGAAUGUGAAGUUUCCAGACUGGGAUCCAACAGCCGGUGGCAUGCCUCCUUUUGCAGCAUCUCUGUACAGGCUACAUGGUAUUCAGCAAAAUAUUACUGCACCUGAAGAAGACAUUUUCGCACCAACAUGUGCCCCAAAUUUAGCUGAACUCCGGGCUAAACAUUCAGAACAGCUGCUGAGGUGGACCAAAGUGCCGCUUGAGGGCAAUAUGCCAUUUAAAAGUAAAUUGUGGGAUCCUGAAACUUAUGAAGGAAAAGAACUUGAGUGUUUCAGGUUGUUGCCAUAUGCUUUCAAAGUUCCAAUGCUAGAAACUCAUGAACGAUAUUUACAAAGUCUUACUGGAACUCCUGACAUGUAUGAUUUAAAUACACCAAAAAUAGACGAUGCAUUUAUUCAACUACUGAUUGGCAAGAAAGUCGUACGUUGCCGUGAAGAUCUCGAUAAAAAGUUAGGAGAACCAGAGAAGGUACUAUGCAAGGCACAGUCAAAAGUAGCAGAAAUUGUAAGUCCACUUUUACUUGCCAUACAGAAGUAUGAAAUGGAUGAGUUAUCUGGAGAAUUAGAUUCCUUUACUACAGAGCAGCUGAAAGAGAGACUGCAGUCAACAGUAACUUCGUGCCAUCAAUCAAUUCUGUGCGCUGGACAGACUCAUCGCUGGUUGACUGGGCUUCGUGCUGAAAAUUUGUUACAGUUAUUCAAGUUCAAAACCCCAGUUAAACCACAAGAACAUCCAAACAUGACAUCAUCCGACCUGCUGGGGGCUGAAAUUGUAGAACAGGUACAAAAAAGAGGUGAGGUGUUGAGGCGUAACACUCCCAUGCCAGCAGCAAAGAAAAGGCCAAUUCCCAAUAUUAAUAAGAAGAAAAAGGUUUUCCAAAGACAGCAGAGGAAGCAGCUACCAUACUACCGGAACCCAAAUCCAUCCAGAGGCCGUGGACGAUCAUAUAGAGGACACCCCAGAGUGCACCCUAUCUUAAAGAACAUAUUCAUCCCUUGAAACUGGUAAGAGCAGGAUGAUGUUCACUCGAUCACAGCAGAAGGAAUCUCUCCCAUUUUGGAUUUCAAUAUUUUAGAACAGUUUUGUUGUUGAAUAUCAAGUUUAAGUUAGACUUUAAAAAAAAACAAAAUUAAACUGACAAAAGUCAAAUUUUUCUUGCGUUUAUUGUUGCAGAAGUAGAAAUUUGAGAUUUAUGAUCUUCUUGUGCUACACUGUUCUCUAGCCAAAAUGGUGAGUUAUUGAUUUGUUCUGAACAUGUACCAUUUUGUUACGGGCAGUUAGGUAGACAACUUACUCUCCAGAAAUCUGCCAAUAUUCUCAAGCCGGAACCUGUUCCAAAUUUUCUGGGACAGCUCAAUCUAAUUUUUGCCACCCUGCCUUGGCUCUUCACAACUGCUUCCAAUGCAAGGACGAUAUUGUUUAACUUGCUUUGUGGGAGUUUUUUUUAUCCUUGUGUUAUUAUCUAAGUCAAUGAUGUUUAAUGUACUAGAAUUCUAUUAACAUUGUAAAAUGAUGUGAUCAAAAUAAAUGUUGAGUGUAACAACCUUGUAAUAAUAUCUUGUUAAUAAAGCUGGAAAAUUUAGA